AGAGAAUCAAAGUCCCCCCACCUCACCCUGCCCCUUUCGAUGCUGCGUUUUGUUUGCUUGGUAAUUUCCGGCGCCGCCGAAAGGAUGAACGACCUGCAUCUGUUUAGUGUGAGCCGUGGUGCAGCUUCAUUCACGAUGUUGUGAAAGCACAGAGCAGACACCAGGCCCAGCCUGACAUUAUGCGCGCGCGCGUGCCGAGCACAAACACAACUUCGGACACGCUCGGUGGCAGUGUAGCGGGAUCUGGCAGCUGCUGCUAGACAUCAGAUGGGGAGGCAGAGCGCAGGUGGUGGGAGCUGACAUAGAGUUUGAACUUCGACAGAUGCUGGAGAAUCCCGAGAGAUACAGACAGAGAACGAGAGAUCGCUAGUUCCCUUCCCAACCCACCCACUACCCGUCGCCACCCAUAGUUGCAACCUGUGACGGUGGUGUGACUGCUAUCACGACAGUCUGGUAGUCUGCUCGGGAAGCUGGAGGGCACUGUUGUGAUGCUUGCACCAUGCCUUGGCCUGCAGCGGAACUCGACUGACCAGUCAAUGUGGUGGCUUCAGAUGGCGGCUGUGUUUAGACAAAAAACUCCACGGUGGGCGCGGACUUAGAGAAUGGGUGUGCUAGACAGACCAUGUUUGUCACUAAUCGACGUGGAACUGGCCAGCACAACGCCUCAACCGAUGGUAACAGGCGAGGUGCCGGACAUUCUGAUGGGCAACUUCAGUUCUACCAACGACUCCGUCAUAUGCUCCACUGCACUUCCCGACACGGCUAAACACUCCCUAGAAGAAAGCUUGAAUGCACUCAUGUACAUCGUGGUGGUGCUGCUUUUCUACGCGUUUAGCCUGGUGGUGCUGAUGGUCAAAUACAUUCGCCGCGAGAACAAGGAGGCCUACCUACGCCAGUGCUUCCAGGAGUUCGUGGCCCGCGAGCAGUUUCAGUCUGCGCAGAUCCGCAACCAGAUCCACAUGCAGCACGUCAUACGACAGACAGACCUGCAGCAGCUACAACACUGCAGCAGUCACGAGCCGAGGACACAACACCACAGUCCCGAGCUUUCAUGCAUGGAAUCAAUUACUGAACAACCUUCCGGACAGCUUGCUGUAUUAGUUCAAGAAACUCCCGUGUAAUUUUAUUUACUUUCACGUUCUGGACUCUUUUUAAAAGCUAAAAAGAUGGAUGAUUGUGUUACAUGUUUGGGUAAAAGAGAAAAUUUUCUUCCUAAUGUGAAACUGAGACAGCAAAGUGUUUUAGAGAACGCGUUCCUCCCGUCUUGUGGAGAACAGCGGCAGAUGCUUCGCCAAAAAAAAAAAAAAUGUACUCGGUGUAAAUGUAUUUCUGUGCAUUAUUACAUGCCUUUGUUAUCAUUUGCUCUUUUUCAAUACAUUCUUCUCCCUCAAUGAAAUCCCCACCUACACAUUCUCUUCACUCUCGUACUCUCGUCAGGGUCAUGAAUGAUUCUCCCUACUGUCGUCGCAGCGAGCAAGCAGGUGCUAGGAGAUAUUCCACUGCAGCAAAACACUUCAACGUUUCCGGCGUACCUCGACUCCUACAUCAGCCUGCGAACUUGGUGUUAGUAAGCUUAGCAUGCAUGGAGGCAUCACGAAGUUAGGCUUCAGAUAAACAAGGCAGCAGUUUAUUUGGUGUCUUAACUUAGAACAUAGCACGUGCUACUCGAGGUCCAAAAACAGAUGGCGAAGAUUGCAUGCAGUGUGAUCGGAUCGGAGACAAGCGAAAACGGACAAACAGUUGCAAUAAGACAAAGUAACACAAAAUAAUAAAAUAUUUACAUUUUAUUUUAAUAUUUUAAUUCGUGUGAUCAUCUGCGAAAACGUAUUAAAAAGCUACGUUGCUAUAUGCUCAUUGUAACUCUAUUUUUAGAAUGUUUUAAUUUUUGUCUGACCAUUGCAGUAAAUGUUUUCAAUACUUUUUAUCUUUGGUUAUUUUAUCUGACGUUGUAAAUGCUUACU
Pomacea canaliculata is the source of this 1961-nucleotide messenger RNA. RefSeq lists its product as uncharacterized. The record is from RefSeq and is a predicted model, not a curated record. NCBI's taxonomy places the organism in Eukaryota, Metazoa, Mollusca, Gastropoda, Architaenioglossa, Ampullariidae. The transcript has 2 exons. Bases 603 to 1121 code for a protein of 172 amino acids.